AUGGUUGUGGCGCAGCUGUUGGACGCGCGUGUGCAGUUUGUGCGCGCAGGAGCUCGCUCGGCACGCACUAUUUCGAAAGUGUACUUGAAUCCGAGUGACAUGGCGCAAUGUGCGCUCGAAUCCGGUGCGUAUGUGCAGCUCUAUACGUCUGCGAAGGACCGCACUGUCGUUGGAAAGCUGCUCCUCUGUGGGCUCGCGUGGCCCAUGGACAAGAUCAAGCGACGUGGCGUCGGGCUCAGCUCCAUGUGGGAAGCGACAUUUGCCGGGCAACGGAUUGAGAUUGUGACUGUGGCGACGUUGCAGGAGAACGCCAUCUUCGUCGCGAAAAGCGUCGUGCUGCAGGUGGUGAAUAGGGCGUCGACGGCUGAUCGAAAGCUCUCGGAGAAGGAACGCGCGCUAUUGACGCAGUGUGUUGCGGCAAUGAUCGAUGGAGCGCUGUUGCACCACGACGCGUUGCUUUUGCUGCCAGUCCACGGGACAAACACUGUCUUUCGUGUCGAGAUGGUGGAUGGAAAGCAGAGAGAUAGCGAGCAAUGUAUUGUGAAAGUCAUGGUAGCAAAAACAGCGUUUACAAUCAUGUGGGAUGCGCAGGAGAAGACCGAUGCAGCGCUGGAAGCACAGACAGGUGGCAGAAGAUCUGUAGACGAAACAAAAGGGGCAAAGCAGGACGGGUUUGCAGCUAUUGGUGGACUGCAAGAAGAGCUAAAAGCGGUUCGAGAAGUCGUGGAACAAUCGCUCACUCAUCCAGAGACGUUUGAGCGGUUUGGUCUGCCUGCGCCAAAAGGCGUCUUGUUGUUUGGACCGCCUGGUACAGGGAAGACGUUGAUCGCAAGGGCUCUUGCGCGGGAGCUGAAGGCGCGCGUGUUUACGAUCAACGGCCCAGAAGUUGUGAGCAAAUUCGUUGGCGAGAGUGAAGCAAACUUACGAGCGGUGUUUGCCCAGGCUGCUCGAGAGGCUCCGUCGCUCGUGUUUAUUGAUGAGUUGGAUGCUAUUUGCCCAAAGCGCGACGCGCGCGCGGGCGAUAUGGAACGACGUUUAGUGGCGACUUUACUUACCCUCAUGGACGGUCUGAGCUCCUCUCGUCAAGUCGUUGUGCUAGCUGCUACGAAUCGACCCAACGCUCUGGAUCCCGCCGUGAGAAGACCAGGCCGUUUUGAUCGCGAAGUGGAGAUUGGUAUCCCGAAAGCCAACGACCGCCUCGCGAUUCUGCGUGUAGCCCUGAGGCGGCUACCGCACAAACUGACCGAUUCGGAGCUGCAAGAGUUGAGCUCAAGCGCACAUGGGUAUGUCGGGGCUGAUCUCAGCGCUCUUUGCAAAGAAGCCGCGCUGCUAGCACUCCAUCGUGCAUAUGCGGACAGGGGUGAGUCAAGUGGCGCUAUGUUGUCCGAUAGCAAGCCCCUGCCACGCUUUGAAGUCACUCUGAGUGACCUCAAGGUCGCAAUGCAAGGGAUCCGACCAAGCGCUUUGCGGGAGAUCUCAGUCGAUGUGCCCCGUGUGCUCUGGAGCGACAUUGGCGGACAAGACGCGCUCAAGCAAUCGCUUCGUGAAGCAGUGGAAUGGCCGUUGCAACACCCGGAAGCUUUCACGCGUAUGGGCAUCCGUCCUCCAAAAGGUGUGCUUCUGUAUGGCCCUCCAGGCUGUAGUAAGACUCUGGCAGCAAAGGCUUUGGCCACUGAGAGCGGGAUGAACUUUAUUGCCAUCAAAGGCCCAGAGCUGUUCAGCAAAUGGGUCGGCGAGUCAGAGCAACAAGUACGUGAAGUGUUUCGAAAAGCACGCGCUGCUUCGCCAACUGUGGUGUUUUUCGACGAGAUCGAUGCACUUGCCAGUACUCGUGGAUCCGGAGGCAGUAGUGGCGCUUCCGAUCGCGUGUUGAGUCAGCUGCUGACUGAGCUGGAUGGACUCGAGCCACUGAAGCGUGUCCUAGUGGUGGCUGCGACGAACCGGCCCGAUCUUCUCGACUCAGCAUUGAUGCGGCCAGGUCGCAUCGACCGCGCACUCUACGUGUCCCCUCCAGACGUCCCUGCUCGUGAGCAGAUUCUGCGUAUCCACACGCGACGAACACCAUUGGCAUCGGACGUGAGCAUAGCGGAAUUGGCUAUUGCAACUGCUCAGUUUUCAGGUGCAGAGCUUCAAGCGCUCUGUCGUGAAGCUGCUCUCAACGCGGUCGAAGAAGAUCGAGCGGCCGUGCAUGUAGCAAAGCGGCAUUUUCUUCGAGCACUAUCUGUGGUAACGCCGCAGAUCGACGAGCGAAUGUUGGCCUUCUUUGAGCGGUUCCGUGAUGGCCGGCGGAGGUAG
This is a messenger RNA of Hyaloperonospora brassicae, 2295 nucleotides long. The record is from the annotation of a GenBank genome assembly. NCBI's taxonomy places the organism in Eukaryota, Oomycota, Peronosporomycetes, Peronosporales, Peronosporaceae.